GGAGGCCCCGCAGGCCCGGGCCUUCCCCGCAGGGCUCCGCACUGCGCCUGCGCCGCGGCCCUGCCCGCCCGCCCGCUCCGCUGCGCGCCGCCGCCGCCGCCUCAGGGCUGCCCCUCGCCGCCCGCCCGCCUGACGCAGCCCGGCCGGGGGCGAGCGGAGGCCGUGAGGCGGCGGGCAUGGGCCCCGCGCGCCCGCCGGGGAGGCGGCGGCGGCGGUUGAGCGGCUGAGGGGGAUGGUGUCCAGCGAGCCCCUGCUGCUGCCCGUGUCGCUGGAGGGCGAGUUCUCCAGUAGCAUGAAGGAGAUGAUCGGCGGGUGCUGCGUGUGCUCCGACGAGAGGGGCUGGGCCGAGAAUCCGCUCGUCUACUGCGACGGGCACGGCUGCAAUGUCGCAGUGCAUCAAGCUUGCUAUGGAAUUGUUCAAGUACCCACUGGACCUUGGUUUUGCAGAAAGUGUGAAUCUCAGGAAAGAGCAGCCAGAGUGAGAUGUGAAUUAUGCCCUCAUAAGGAUGGUGCUUUAAAGAGAACAGAUAAUGGGGGUUGGGCUCAUGUGGUUUGUGCUCUGUACAUUCCCGAGGUGCAGUUUGCAAAUGUUUCUACAAUGGAACCUAUCGUGUUGCAGUCUGUUCCUCAUGACCGUUAUAAUAAGACCUGCUAUAUUUGUGAUGAGCAAGGCAGAGAAAGUAAAGCAGCCUCUGGUGCUUGCAUGACGUGUAAUAAACAUGGAUGCCGACAAGCUUUUCACGUAACGUGUGCACAGUUUGCAGGACUUCUUUGUGAAGAAGAAGGCAAUGGUGCAGAUAACGUCCAAUACUGUGGCUACUGUAAAUACCAUUUUAGUAAGCUGAAAAAGAGCAAACGGGGAUCUAAUAGGUCAUAUGAUCAAAGUUUAAGUGAUUCUUCCUCUCACUCUCAGGAUAAACAUCAUGAGAAGGAGAAAAAAAAGUUUGGGCUGGCACAUAGAAGGUCUGAAAAGCUACACAGCAUGGGACAGAAAUACAAAGAGAAAGAUAAACACAAGCAAAAAUAUAAGAAGCAGUCGGAGUCUUCGCCAUCCUUGGUUCCAUCUCUUACUGUAACUACAGAGAAAACGUACACAAGCACUAGCAACAACUCCAUGUCAGGCUCCUUGAAGCGGUUGGAAGAUACCACAGCUCGAUUUACAAAUGCAAAUUUCCAGGAAGUUUCUACGCACGUUUCAAGUGGAAAAGAUUCUUCAGAGGCUAGAGGGUCAGAGAGCAAAGGGAAGAAAUCUGCAGGUCACAGCUCAGGUCAGAGGGGAAGAAAGCCUGGUGCUGGAAGAAAUCCAGGAACAACUGUGACUGCAGCUAGCCCUUUUCAGCAAGGAAGCUUUUUGGGCACUCCUAGCAGCAUAAAGUCAUCUUCUGGAAGUUCAGUUCAGUCUCCCCAGGAUUUUUUGAGUUUUACAGAAACAGAUCUGCGAAAUGAUAGUUUCACUCAUUCUCAACAGACUUCGUCAACCAAAGAUGUACAUAAAGGAGAGACUGGGAGUCAAGAGGGGGCUGUCAAUUGUUUCACAUCCUUAAUUGGUCUCCCUUCAUCAUCAGCUGUUUCCCAAUCUAAAAACUUUGACAGCUCACCUGGAGACAUAGGUAAUUCAAGCCUUACUUCUACAGCAUACAAACGAGCUCAAACUUCUGGAAUAGAAGAAGAAACUGUAACAGAGAAGAAACGGAAAGGAAAUAAGCAAAGUAAACAUGGGCCUGGUAGACCCAAAGGAAAUAAAAGUCAAGAAAGUAUUUCCCAUCUUUCAGUUUCUUCUGCUUCCCCAACUUCAUCUGUGGCUUCUGCUGCAGGAAGUGUGACGAGCUCUGGUCUUCAAAAAUCUCCGACUUUGCUCAGGAAUGGAAGUUUACAAAGUCUUAGUGUUGGCUCAUCUCCAGUGGGUUCAGGUAUUUUUAGCAGCAAUGAUGUAGCAGUAUCAUUUCCAAAUGCAGUAUCUGGCUCAGGAUCUAGCACUCCCGUUUCCAGUUCUCAUUUACCUCAGCAGGCUUCAGGCCACUUGCAGCAAGUGGGAGCUCUGUCACCUUCAACUGCGCCUUCUAUAACUACUGUUGUUGCUGCAACUCAGGCAAACACACUACCCGGAUCUUCUCUCAGUCUGCCUCCAUCCCACAUGUAUGGCAAUAGGCUGAAUCCCAAUUCAGCCAUGGCAACACUUAUAGCUCAGACUGAAAACAGCCAAGCAGAUCAAGAUCUUGGAGAUAAUAGCCGCAGCCUCGUUGGCAGAGGAGGUUCGCCCAGAGGAAGUCUCUCACCACGAUCCCCUGUAAGCAGCUUGCAGAUUCGCUAUGAUCAAUCAGGGAACAACUGCGGGGAAAACUUGCCCCCAGUAGCAGCCAGCAUAGAACAGCUUCUGGAGAGGCAAUGGAGUGAAGGACAGCAGUUUUUACUCGAACAAGGCACCCCUAGUGACAUUUUAGGAAUGCUUAAAUCAUUACACCAACUUCAGGUUGAAAAUAGGAGAUUAGAAGAACAGAUAAAGAACCUGACUGCUAAAAAGGAACGGCUCCAGCUACUCAAUGCGCAGCUUUCAGUUCCGUUUCCAACAAUAACUUCAAAUCCUAGUCCUUCUCAUCAAGUACAUGCCUUUCCAGUGCAAGCAGCACCUAGCACCGAUUCCUUGAACAGCAGUAAAAGCCCUCAUCUGGGAAACAGUUUUUUACCAGACAAUUCUCUUCCUGUAUUAAAUCAGGAGAUAACCUCCAGCGGACAAAGCACCAGCAGUUCAUCAGCCCUUUCCACUCCACCACCUGCUGGGCAGAGUCCAGCUCAGCAAGGCUCAGGAGUCACAGGAGUUCAACAGGUCAAUGGUGUGACAGUGGGGGCACUAGCUAGUGGUAUGCAGACUGUAACCUCCACCAUUCCUGCAGUGCCUGGUGUGGGUGGAAUAAUUGGAGCACUGCCAGCCAGCCAGCUGGCAAUCAAUGGAAUUGUAGGGGCUUUAAAUGGGGUAAUUCAGACCCCGGCAACAAUAUCACAGAACCCUUCUCCUCUCACUCAUGCAACCGUGCCACCCAAUGCAACGCAUCCUCUGCCAACUACGUUAAAUAACAGUGCCUCGGGACUAGGAUUGCUUCCUGACCAACAGAGACAACUUCUCCUCCAUCAGCAGCACCAGCAAUUCCAGCAGUUACUGAGUACCCAGCAGCUCACGUCGGAACAACAUCAGGCCCUUUUGUAUCAGCUAGUGCAGCAGCAGCACCACCACCAACACCACCACCAGUCUGAAGUACAGCAACUGCAGAUUACUGGAGGAGCACAGAUACCCAUCAACAACUUACUUUCAGGCACCCAGGCGUCACCACUAAAUGCAGCUUCUACCAACCCAUUCCUUACAAUCCAUGGAGAUAACGCGGCUCAGAAGGUGACAUAUUUUCUCUUACACAGAGGCUCAGUGAUAAAACUGGACCAGUUGCGUCAGAGAAGAGUUGACAUUUGAGUGAUACUUGAGAACUGCAUGUCCUGCUGUUAUAGCACUUCAUCUGGCUGCAAACUGCAGUUUUCCUUUCUGCAGAUGUGAAGAAAUGCAACAAGGAACUCUUACUGCACAGGAAAAGGUUAAUAAUUUUCAAAAGGAUAUUUUUGGUAGGCUUUGAUUUGCUUUCUUGUUGCACUAAAAUGGAUGUACUUUUUCAUGUUUCAGACUGUGAAGUAGAUAAAAUUCUGCAAACUAUAGUUAUUUUGUCAAUUUGAUGGUACUAAGUACAAAUUCAACCACGGAGAAACACAUACUUGACUUUUCAGUACUAAUCUUAUAAAGGCUGGUAAACUGUUCGCAGUUAUGCAUUACAUCGAUUUCAGAGCAGUAGUUUCAAAAAACAAAAAGAAAAAAGAACAUCAAAAAAAAAAAAAGCAAAACCCAAACCUAGCCAGUCUGAACCUCUGCUGCAGUUGCAAUCCUUUUAGACUAUGCUUGUGAUGGCAGUCUGGACUUGCUACUUGUUUGUUUUUACACACACACAUUUUGAAAUCUGACUCAUAAGGGAAUCUACUUCUGAACUUUUUAUUCCUUUAAAUCCCGAUUGUUAUAUAGGGGGAGUUUUUCCUGAUUAAGAGUUUAAGAAUUACAGUAUGGAAUCCAAAGUUUGUUAAUUUUGGUGUAGGUUUUAGAGUUCUGAGGUUUUUAAAGGAACUGGUUUGGUUCCAGUGAGAAAUUUUUUUUUUCUUACCAGAUGAGAAGGCCACACUGGAAGAAGUAUGUGCAGUGUUUGGCCUAAACCAAGUGCCUGUUGCUACCUCUGUUUUGUUGAAAUGGCUGCAAACAGCUGAUCAUGCACUAGACGUGUCCUUGUUAGCAGCAGGAAUAUUCAGUGUUGCACCAGCAGCCUUGUUGUUCUGCCUUUACUAGAAGUGUUUAUACCACUGUAGAGAGCUCAGGCAGAUUGUUACCUGGGUCGCUUUUCACUAAGAAACUACCAAAAAAGUGAGUUAAUAUUUCCCACUAGGAUUUAGCAGUGGUUGAAACGGGUGAACUUGUGUUAGGGCACUUCCACCAACAGCAGCUGAUUUCCUGGCGUGACUCUAUGCAGUACGGUGAAGUAAAUUAAAUUGGGGUAAUGACCACUAAUCAAUAGUACGGUGGGAAAUAUUAGAGGAAAAGACCCAGCUGUAAUUAGACCUCCACUGUGUACUUAUUUGGAAGAACAUGUUAAUUCUGCAAUAUGUUUCUUAGUUGAACAUUGCACAGUUCUUACCUCAUUUCUGUAAAUAAAGUUUUGUGAAUCUGUUUUGUAUUGUGAAGAAUUCAUAAGAAAACAUUGAUAUUUUGAUUUGUAAUAUUUCUAAUUAGUAGAUUUAAUUGAAAAAGUAAAAAUAAUUUAUUUUUAUAUGUUCUGGGGAAUUUUUUAAAAAUGUCACAAAUCACUUUUGUAGAUACUUUACAAAAGGAAACCAGUGGUUUAUUUUACCUUCUCAACCCACUGGUGAAUAUUCUGUAACAAUUUGUACAAAAGGUAAGAUGGGAAAUGUGCUGUUAUUUUGCCUAGAUGUAAAAUUCCAAGUGUAUGAAAAGAUAUGUACAAAGCUUUUGUUAAUAAACUUUAAUAAUGUUUAUAGUUGCA
Messenger RNA from Anas platyrhynchos (mallard), 5081 nucleotides. It is a transcript of the gene MLLT10, whose product is annotated as MLLT10 histone lysine methyltransferase DOT1L cofactor. NCBI's taxonomy places the organism in Eukaryota, Metazoa, Chordata, Aves, Anseriformes, Anatidae. Gene Ontology annotation, biological process: regulation of transcription by RNA polymerase II. The record is from RefSeq and is a predicted model, not a curated record. Gene Ontology annotation, molecular function: nucleosome binding; histone binding. Gene Ontology annotation, cellular component: nucleus.